Cygnus atratus (black swan) is the source of this 2794-nucleotide messenger RNA. It is a transcript of the gene RFX3, whose product is annotated as regulatory factor X3. Bases 225 to 1841 code for a protein of 538 amino acids. Gene Ontology annotation, biological process: regulation of transcription by RNA polymerase II. Gene Ontology annotation, cellular component: nucleus. The record is from RefSeq and is a predicted model, not a curated record. The transcript is spliced from 14 exons. Gene Ontology annotation, molecular function: RNA polymerase II cis-regulatory region sequence-specific DNA binding; DNA-binding transcription factor activity, RNA polymerase II-specific. Lineage: Eukaryota; Metazoa; Chordata; Aves; Anseriformes; Anatidae.
CAAGCGCCAUAGUCACCGUAGUCCUGGCGACUGUUACCCAUCAACAACAACCGCUCCUCUCCUGCUCCUCCUCCACCUCCUGCCGCUCCUCACCCCCAUCCUCACCCCCUUCCUCGCCGUCACCCGCAACAACAACAACAACCACAACAACAGCGGCAGCAGCCGCCACCUCCGGCACCGACGACAGCGGGGACGCCGCAGCCCGCCUCAGCCCAGAGACCACGAUGCAGACAUCAGAGACUGGGUCGGAUACAGGUUCAACUGUGACUUUACAGACAUCUGUGGCUAGCCAAGCAGCAGUGCCCACACAGGUAGUACAGCAAGUACCAGUUCAGCAACAGGUGCAACAAGUGCAGACUGUGCAACAGGUACAGCAUGUCUACCCAGCCCAGGUUCAGUACGUGGAAGGAAGUGACACGGUCUACACUAAUGGAGCUAUCCGAUCUACAACUUAUCCAUACACAGAAACCCAGAUGUACAGCCAAAACACUGGGGGAAAUUAUUUUGAUACUCAAGGAAGUUCUGCACAGGUGACAACAGUGGUCUCCUCUCAUAGCAUGGUGGGCACUGGAGGGAUUCAGAUGGGUGUCACAGGAGGACAACUCAUUAGCAGCUCAGGAGGGACCUAUCUGAUUGGCAAUUCAAUGGAAAAUUCUGGUCAUUCAGUGACUCAUACAACACGGACUUCCCCAGCUACAAUUGAAAUGGCGAUUGAGACACUGCAAAAGUCUGAUGGUCUGUCCACUCACAGAAGCUCUCUUCUCAACAGCCAUCUUCAGUGGCUUUUGGACAAUUAUGAAACUGCAGAAGGAGUGAGCCUCCCAAGAAGUACACUUUACAACCAUUACUUACGACAUUGUCAGGAGCACAAGUUGGAUCCAGUCAAUGCUGCCUCCUUUGGAAAACUCAUACGGUCAAUCUUCAUGGGAUUACGGACACGAAGGCUUGGAACUAGGGGCAACUCCAAAUAUCAUUACUAUGGGAUUCGUGUCAAGCCGGACUCUCCUCUUAAUCGACUACAAGAGGACAUGCAAUAUAUGGCGAUGAGACAACAGCCCAUGCAGCAGAAACAGAGGUAUAAGCCUAUGCAGAAAGUGGAUGGAGUUGCAGAUGGCUUCACAGGAAGUGGUCAACAGACAGGCACAUCUGUUGAACAAACUGUAAUUGCCCAAAGUCAACAUCAUCAACAGUUUUUAGAUGCAUCUCGAGUACUUCCAGAGUUUGGAGAAGUUGAAAUAUCUUCUCUACCAGAUGGUACUACCUUUGAGGACAUCAAAUCACUGCAGAGUCUUUAUCGAGAGCACUGUGAGGCAAUACUGGAUGUGGUAGUAAAUCUUCAGUUCAGCCUGAUAGAAAAAUUGUGGCAAACUUUCUGGCGCUAUUCUCCCUCUACUCCACCUGAUGGCACUACCGUUAAUGAACCAAGCAAUCUGAGUGAAAUAGAAAGUCGACUUCCAAAAGCAAAGCUGAUUACUCUGUGCAAAAAUGAGUCUAUCCUGAAAUGGAUGUGUAACUGUGAUCACGUGAUGUACCAAGCUUUGGUGGAGAUUCUCAUUCCUGACGUCCUUAGACCUAUUCCUAGUGCCUUGACCCAAGCCAUUCGCAAUUUUGCAAAAAGCCUUGAAGGUUGGCUUUCAAAUGCCAUGAACAAUAUUCCACAGAGGAUGAUACAAACCAAGGUUGCCGCUGUAAGUGCCUUUGCCCAGACUCUGCGAAGAUACACAUCUCUUAAUCACCUGGCUCAAGCAGCUCGUGCUGUACUUCAAAAUACUUCUCAGAUCAACCAGAUGCUCAAUGAUCUUAACCGUGUUGAUUUUGCCAAUGUUCAGCUCACACUUUAGGAAAGUGAAGCUGAGAGAGCUGGACCUGUUUAGCUUGGAGAAGAGAAGAUGGAGAGGGGAUCUUAUCGAUGUGUACAAAUAUCUGAAGGCAGGUUGUCAAGAGGAUGGGGCUGGACUCAUUUCAGUGGUGCCCAGCGACAGGACAAGAGACAACAGGCACAAACUGAAACACAGGAAGUUCCGGCUGAAUAUGAAGGGGCACUUCUUUACCGUAAGGGUGACAGAGCACUGGAACAGGUUGCCCAGGGAGGUUGUGGAGUUCCCUUCUUUGGAGAUACUAAAAACCUGCCUGGAUGCCAUCCUGCACAAUGUGCUGUAGGUGAUCCUGCUUGGCAGGGGGGUUGGACAAGAUGAUCCCCAAAGGUCCAUUCCAACCUCAACCAUUCUGUGAUUCUGUGAAAGUGAAAACUUAAAAGCAUUGUCUAUUUACAUUUACUGUCUUCAAGUGCUUGUAUUCUUCCAAAUUCUUUGGAAAUGUGUCACACAUACAUUCUUAGAAUGGGUAUCAUGAAUGAUGUCUUAGUAAUAGCAUAAAUGAUACUUUACAAUUACAUCUGAGAGAGUAGUGCAGUGUUUGAAUGUCUCUAAAAAUAAUUAAAUGCACAGCAUUGUUUUUAGCAGAGACUGUUUCAUUAGUUCAAAGACAAUUCCAUUAGUAUGCUUCAUCUAAGUGUCUGUGCUUAAGUGUACAAGAUCUCCAGAGCAGCUGAUUAGAUUAGUACUGGUUUCCAGUUAGCUGUAGAAUGUAAGUUUAUAAUUUCAUUGCACCUUCAAAAAAGGUUUCCCAAAUAUUUCUGCUCCUAUGAGGAAAAGGUUGUUUAUUAAUUUAUUUAUUUAUUUCCCUUUUGCACAGCAAAGUGAAAUAUUCCAGGUUACUGAUAGUUCUGUUUGAAUUUUUUCUUUGUGAAUAGAUAUUAUUACGUACUCUGUCUUAAUAAAAAAUAGUUUACUAG